UAAGAGAACAUAGGAAAAAGAGAAGAAGAAAAAGAAAUCACUAGAGGGAGAUGAAAGAAGAGAAGGGGAAGGGAAGAGUAUGUGUAACAGGAGGAAGUGGUUAUCUAGGAUCAUGGAUGGUUAUGAGGCUUCUUCAACUUGGUUAUUCUGUUAACACCACUGUUAGGUCUCACCCAGAUUGCAAGAGGGAUGUGAGCUACCUCACAAAUCUUCCAGGUGCACCAGAAAGGCUGCGUAUUUUUAAAGCUGAUCUAGACAAACCAGAGAGUUUCAAUCCAGCGAUUGAAGGCUGCAUUGGUGUUUUUCAUGCUGCACAUCAAAUUGAUUUUGAGAACAAAGAAAGCGAAGAAACAAUAACACAACAAUCGAUUAAUGGGACUUUAGGUAUUUUACAGGCGUGUCUGAAUUCAAAGACAGUUAAACGUGUCGUGUAUACUUCUAGUGCAGCUACGGUUAUGGUUGAUAGUCCAAGUAUAAUAGAUGAAAACUCAUGGACUAACGUGGAUCUUGUAAGAACCUUAAAGCCUUUCGGAGGUUCUUACGCGAUUAGCAAGACCUUAACGGAAAAGGCAGCUCUGGAAUUUGCAGAAAAAAAUGGAAUUGACUUUGUGACUGUAAUCCCUACCUGGAUACAUGGCCCCUUUAUUACUCCUCAAAUUCCUGGCUCUGUUCGCUCAUCUAUGGAAAUGAUUCUUGGUCAUCAAAAUAAUAGCAUGAAUUAUCCUGCACUAGUACCUUUUGUACAUGUUGAUGAUGUGACAAAUGCUCACAUCUUCCUUCUUGACAAUCCUAACGCGAAAGGGAGGUAUAUCUGCUCAGCUGUUGAAAUAACACGUGAAAAGCUAGCUGAAUUUCUUACAACUAGAUACCCUGAAUUUCAAAAACAAAUUACUGAGUACCGAGGGACAAGCAGUGAAGAGCUUAAAACACCUAGCCUUUCACCAAAAAAGCUUUUGGAGACUGGAUUCAAGUACAAGUAUGGUCUUGAGGAAAUGUUUGAUGGAGCAAUUGAGUGUUGUAAACAAAGAGGCAUACUCUAAUCCCUUUGUUUCCAUGUACUUAUUCACCCGAAUAAUUGGAAUCUUACAUUUUAUUGCUCUUACAUAUUUCGGUGGUUCAAAUGAAUGGACAGAAGUCCAGCAAAUGUAUUUGCAUGGAUAGAGCCUAAAAGAGUCCUCCUGUGUAGAAGUUUUAAUAUUUGUAUCCAAUA
This is a messenger RNA of Nicotiana tabacum (common tobacco), 1210 nucleotides long. The record is from RefSeq and is a predicted model, not a curated record. Lineage: Eukaryota; Viridiplantae; Streptophyta; Magnoliopsida; Solanales; Solanaceae.